AUGACUAGUUACUUAUGUGGCUUUUUAUUUUUGAGAAUAAUUCUCUUUGAGAAAAGAGGUAAGAUUAUUAGUAUUCCAGUUAGUUAACAACAACUAUGCAUCUUAUCCUGAGAACUUGGUUUCAGCGAGGUUGGGGAGAGUUUUCCAUGAGAAUCCUUAAAUUGUACUCUAGUCUUUCUUUAUUGCUGAAUACCCGAUUAUCAUCAAUCGCCUUAUGUUACUAAAAGAUAGAAUUGAUAGAAGGGAUAGGAAAAGGUAGCUUCUCGAUUAUUACAUCAUCAUAAGAUAAAAUAAUUUUUGA
This is a messenger RNA of Paramecium pentaurelia, 301 nucleotides long. The record is from the annotation of a GenBank genome assembly. NCBI's taxonomy places the organism in Eukaryota, Ciliophora, Oligohymenophorea, Peniculida, Parameciidae.